Messenger RNA from Ostrinia furnacalis (Asian corn borer), 1912 nucleotides. Its product is annotated as ezrin/radixin/moesin family protein merlin. The transcript has 13 exons. Gene Ontology annotation, molecular function: actin binding. Gene Ontology annotation, cellular component: cytoskeleton. NCBI's taxonomy places the organism in Eukaryota, Metazoa, Arthropoda, Insecta, Lepidoptera, Crambidae. The record is from RefSeq and is a predicted model, not a curated record.
AUGAGCUGAAUGAUGCCACCGUUUAGAAGGAAGAAGGCGUCCAAGUCAUUCCCAGUCAAGGUUUGCACCUUGGACGCUGAAUUGGAGUUCAAUUUAGAGUGGCGAGCAACAGGAAGAGACCUGUUUGACUUAGUAUGCCGAACUAUAGGCCUGAGAGAAACAUGGUUCUUUGGACUUCAAUUCGAAGACACAAAACACUUUAUAAGUUGGCUGAAAUUGGAUAAAAGGGUGCAAGACCAAUGCGUCUCCCAAAUGCCGGGCACUCCGUUCAUGCUGCUCUGCAAGUUGUACCCUGAAGACGUGGCCGAGGAGCUCAUCCAAGAGGUCACACAGCACCUCCUAUUCCUGCAGGUCAAGCAAGCGAUACUGAGCAUGGACAUCUACUGCCCACCGGAGGCUUCGGUGCUGCUGGCCAGUUACGCUGUUCAGGCUAAGUACGGUGACUACGACGAGAGUGCGUACAAGCCUGGCAUGCUGGCGAGUGAGGACCUGCUUCCACAACGCGUCAUCGACCAGUAUCAGAUGACGCCCGAGAUGUGGGAGGACCGGAUCAAGAUCUGGUAUGCGGACCAUAAAGGGAUGUCGAGAGAUGAGGCCGAGAUGGAGUACCUGAAGAUAGCCCAAGACCUGGACAUGUAUGGGGUUAAUUAUUUUGCCAUAAACAACAAGAAAGACACGGACCUUUACCUCGGCGUGACAGCGUUAGGGCUGAACAUCUACGAGAAAGACAACAAGCUGACGCCUAAAACGACGUUCCCCUGGUCGGAGAUCAAGCACAUAUCGUUCGACGACAAGAAAUUCGUCAUCAAGUUCGUCGAUAAGUCCGUCACGAACUUUAUAUUCUUCUCACCUAAGGGCAUGAACAAACUGAUAUUAGACCUGUGCAUCGGCAACCACGACCUGUACAUGCGGCGCCGCAAGCCUGACACCAUGGAGGUGCAGCAGAUGAAGGCGCAGGCCAAGGAGGAGAAGCAGCGUCGACAAAUCGAGCGUAACAAGCUAGCGAGAGAGAAGCAACUAAGAGAGGCGGCGGAAAGAGAAAGAGCCGCUAUGGAGCAACGCCUGCUACAAUAUCAGGAAGAGAUACGGUUGGCCAACGAUGCGUUGCGCCGAUCAGAAGAGACAGCGGAGCUCCUAGCGGAGAAGGGUCGCGUAGCGGAGGAAGAGGCGUCAUUGCUCGCACAGAAGGCGGCCGACGCCGAGCGGGAAAACGCGCGUCUGCGGCUCUCCGCUAUCAAGACUGAGGAGGAGAAGGUUCACUUAGAACGCAAAACACGCGAAGCGGAGUUUCUCACCGCUCGUCUAGUCGAGGAAUCGGAGAAACGCGCGGCGGAAGCGGAGAGGCUGCGAGCGGAGCUGUUAGCGGCACGCGCUGCGGAGAAGCAGGCUAAGGAGAAGCUACUGAACUUCUUAAGUCGCACGUCUAGUGGGUCUUUACCGCCUGUUAGCGCUGUACAGUUUGCCCGUGGCCAUAGGUGGGAGCACGACUACGGCUCCCGGCGCGGCUCGGCCGACGCGGGCGCGUGCGAGCUACAGGACGACCCGCACAUACACCGCCUGUCGCUAGAGAUCGAGCGCGAGAGAGUGGAAUACCUAGCCAAAUCGAAGCAUCUCCAACAACAGUUAGACGAGCUUCGCUGCGAGUUCUCAGUGCUUCGAGUGGACCAGUCCGUGGCCACACUAGACCGAUUGCACGAGCAACAGGCGCGGGCGGGCGACAACAAGUACUCCACGCUGCGCAAGCUCAAGCAGGGCUCCACCAAGACCAGGGUCGCCUUCUACGAGGAGCUGUGAGAUGAUGAAAUCAUCAGGAAAAUGCCAUUUUACAAAGUGCUGCUGCGCACAAAGUGAUCCAAAUGACAAUUAAAUUGACAUUUAUGUUUAGUCAACAAAGUUAGUAUAACGUUAUGUU